Molecule: messenger RNA, 1017 nt
Organism: Alternaria hordeiaustralica
Lineage: Eukaryota; Fungi; Ascomycota; Dothideomycetes; Pleosporales; Pleosporaceae
Exons: 2
Coding region: 1-1017 (338 amino acids)
Source: RefSeq, a predicted model, not a curated record
AUGAAGAUUCUCCCACUCCUGAUAGCCUUCUGUCUUUGGCAGUCAUCAGCCAAUGUCAUCUUCAGACAUUUCUUCGACAUCGGUUCUGAUCGAUCGGUGGACCUCUAUAACCCUCCUUCAAAGCAUUUUGGAACGAAGGGUACCGCAGGUCAAAUACUGCCGCGCGAUGACGACGAGACGGUAUGCCGUCCUCCGAGCAGACCUGUACCUGAAGCCAAAAGGGGAAUCAAUGAAUCCCCUUCAACUGUGCAUAACCAAACCUUAUGGAGGCGUACCAUGCCAGUUCCUGAUCCUGGAGAUGAAGAUGCGUACAUCGUGAAACAAACCGAGAGCAAGGAUACAUAUCCCAUCUGGUGGGGCGUAGACAAUCCAGCAGAGGCCGGUCGAAAAAGGACGCAGUACGACGUCAACACAGCAUUGUUCAGGAAAUAUGGGGAUGUACCCAUCAGUCUGUCAACGUUUGAUCUCCAUGGUUGCUCUUGCUUAGCUAUCGUCAGCCGCAAAGGUGUUUACAUGUCACACUACUGGGAGAGUAUUGCAUACUCACCGGACAAAAAGCAAAUGAAAGCAGAAGGCACAAACCAACCUGAUCUGUUCGAGAAGUUCGUUCUUUCAGGACUACGAGACGGGAUCAAGGGGGCAAAGAUAACUGAGCAGGCAUCGCUUCGAGACAACGCGCAGCUGUUUGACGACGAUCACACUUACGCAUAUCUUAUACACCCUGCACCCAAAGCCGGCAACCGGAACGGAUACCAGGUCGAAGCGCAAAAGAUCCGGACAGUGGUGGAGGACCUUGUCCCCAAGAUCAAGAAUUCUGGAAGAUUCAUUCUUCAUCCAUACGCGGUUCAAUCAAAAAAGUCAAUACGCAUGAAGACGUCAGCCGGGAGAGCUUUGUUUCUGUACGACCCGAGAGAAGCGGAUCCACCCCAAAGAGGAUACACCACGGCGAAGAUUAUGCUUUGGAGCGAGACUAGGGUCAUACAUCAAGACCAAUGGGACUACAGCCGCAGAGGUUGA